Amblyraja radiata (thorny skate) is the source of this 1892-nucleotide messenger RNA. Its product is annotated as multidrug and toxin extrusion protein 2-like. Gene Ontology annotation, molecular function: antiporter activity; xenobiotic transmembrane transporter activity. NCBI's taxonomy places the organism in Eukaryota, Metazoa, Chordata, Chondrichthyes, Rajiformes, Rajidae. Gene Ontology annotation, cellular component: membrane. The transcript is spliced from 15 exons. The record is from RefSeq and is a predicted model, not a curated record. Gene Ontology annotation, biological process: xenobiotic detoxification by transmembrane export across the plasma membrane. The coding region runs from base 141 to 1892 and encodes 583 amino acids.
UGGAUUUAAAUACUCGCCAGUGAUCUCAGUUCCAUGCGGGAAAUGAUUAUGUCUGAUUGAAUUAACUGUCCUCUGAGCCGCACGUCUUGCUGUGUGCUGGUUGUUACUGCCCUUCCCUUCCCGCUCCCCACACAGUCCGUAUGAUUCAGUGGGCAGCUUCCUCUCGGAUGGGACGGGAAAACCGAGGAGCCUCAAAGGUAAGCGAGGAGUUCAUGGGGCAGGCAAUGCCUGAAGGACUCAAGUCGAGCUCCAUCAAGAACAGUCUUGCCGACUCUUAUAUUUCUAUCUUCCUUUUUGUUGCGUUUUCUUGCCUGCCGUUUACCCCUCAUUCCUUGGAGCCACAUUCCUUCUCCCCUCCCCCAACGACGUGCCUCCACCUCCAUCUCUCCCGCUCCACCCGCCCUUCCCUUCCCGCCUACACGGCACCGUUUGUAGGUGGACUGGUGGCUGCUCCCCCCCACACAGCGAUGGAAGACCAGGAGCAGCUAACAGAAGUUGUGGGCACCUCUAGGAUCAAGUUCUGUGGAAAUCCAGCUGUUAUACGGGAGGAGGUCAAACAGCUGUUUCUCCUGGCCGGGCCUCUGGUGCUGACACAGGUGAUGACUUACUCCCUCAACUUCAUCAGCUCAGCCUUCGGGGGCCACCUGGGCAAGUAUGAGCUGGGAGCCAUCUCACUGGCCACCUCGGUAAUCAGCGUGACUGGAGUGGCGGUGGGAACGGGACUCUCCAUGGCGUGUGACACCCUGAUAUCUCAGAUGUAUGGGAGCAAACAGCUGAAGCAAAUUGGGGUUGUCCUGCAAAGAGCCAUCUUGAUUCUCAUGGUCUUCUGCUGCCCCUGUUGGGCCCUCUUCAUCAACACGGAGAAAAUACUAUUGGCUGCCAGGCAGGACCCCGAGGUGGCCAGGCUAUGCCAGCUGUACGUGACGAUAUUUAUCCCUGCUCUCCCUGCAGUAUUUCUGUAUCAGAUCCAGGUCCGCUACCUCCAGAACCAGGGAAUAAUCAUGCCGCAGGUAUUCACUGGAAUAGUGGCCAACGUCCUCAGUGUGGUCAUGAACUACAGCUUCCUGAUUGUGCUGAAACUGGGCGUGGUGGGCUCUGCCUGUGCUAACCUCAUUUCCCAGUACUGUCAGACCAUUGUGCUGCUGGUCUACAUCAGAUGGAGGAGGUUGUACGUUCACACGUGGGGAGGGUGGACGCGAGACUGCCUGCAGGACUGGGGCAGCUUCCUGCAACUGGCCAUCCCCAGCAUGGUCAUGUUCUGCAUCGAGUUCUGGGCGUAUGAAAUCGGAUCGUUCCUGGCAGGGCUGAUCGACCAAGUUCAGCUUGGGGCACAAGUCGUCAUCUUCCAGUUCCUAACGAUUUUGUUCAUGAUUCAUGUGGGCAUUGGAAUGGCAGCGGGGAUCCGUGUGGGGAUGGCCCUGGGGGCUGGGCGUCCACAGCAAGCAAAGACCUCCGCAAUGACUGCUUUAGUUUGUACAGGGUGCGUGGCUUUGGUCCUUAUGACGUCCCUCCUGUUGCUGAAGGACGUGAUAGCCAAGAUCUUCACCAGCAACCGGCAGAUUAUCGAGCUGGUUUCGAGCACCAUACCCAUUAUAGCCCCUUUCCACCUGUGUGAUGCCAUAGGCUCGGGAGCAGCCAGCGGGAUUGUGCGAGGAAUUGGGAUGCAGAAAGUCGGAGCGAUUGCUAAUCUCGUGGCGUUCUACAUUGUUGGGAUUCCCGUGGGAAUCGCGCUCAUGUUUGCCGCAAAGAUCGGAAUUCUUGGCCUAUGGGCGGGAUUGGCCAUCAGUACCUUCCUGUUGUCCGCUUUCUUCUUGACGUUGAUCUUCAGGAUGGAUUGGGGCGCCGCGGCACAAGAGGCAAGCGCUGGUUUUCUCCACUUCGACCGUCCUUAG